AUGAAUUCUACGGGAUCGCAUCUAGCGUCGCUCCCCAACCCGCCAAAGCCUCUUCCUCAGGUGCCGGGGCCCAAGCUUGCACCCUUUACUCGUACCGCCACCGCCACCAUUCAGUUUAUUCAGGAGCUUGGUAACCCCGAGCAGGACAUGGAUGGUCGUGUUUGGAAGGUCAACAUCCAGGAAAAGGAGUACGCCCUGAAGAUGUUCAGGUUCCAUUGCUACAAGUUCCUGCGAUCGAGCUUGAGCGGCAAUGCUAUGCGCAGGCUCGCGUCUCCCCAGCUCUACGCCGACUACUUUGAGCCAUUCCACUGCGAGUGCCGCGCCUAUGGCCGGCUCAAAGAAGAGAACCGCGAGGACCUCGCCGUCCGGGCCUAUGGCUACCUCCUUCUCACUCCACAACAGGAAGCCGAGAUCAGCAGGUUGAUCGCCGGCGUCGAUUACGACCCGGACUACGCCAAGGCCGAGCUGAAGGGCCGCAAUCUCUGGGGCCGGUGGGAGGAGCAUCGCCAUCUCCCCGUCAGGGCGAUCGUCAAGGAGCUAGUGAGCCCUCAGGACCCCUUUACCUCCGCCCAACUGUCGGAUCUGUGGAGGGACUUGGAAGAUCUCCACAGGCUCGGCAUUCUCGUCCGCGAUAUCAACGUCUUCAACUACAUGGGCGGGAAGCUCAUCGAUUUCGGCCGUGCCUGGACCAUCCCUCACCCGUGGCCCCUGAACUCGGCCCCGGAACAGAUAGAGAGGCUGAGACAACAGGAACCAAGUGGGUUGCAAGGGGCCAUCGUCGAGUGGGGAAUAGGAAAUGGUUGGGACUGGGGCAAAGUGGUCAUCCCUGACGAGCUGAACAAGUGCGUCACCGGGGAAAGCCAGGAAACCGACCGGUACGGGGCUGACCCGAGGCUGUACGACUGGCGCAAGUGGGAAAAGAACCCCGCUGCUGUGGACAAGUUUUAUGAGAAGGAGCUUUUCGCCGAGGAGCCUGAAUCAACUUGGUAG
Thermothielavioides terrestris NRRL 8126 is the source of this 990-nucleotide messenger RNA. RefSeq lists its product as uncharacterized. The record is from RefSeq and is a predicted model, not a curated record. The transcript has 2 exons. Lineage: Eukaryota; Fungi; Ascomycota; Sordariomycetes; Sordariales; Chaetomiaceae. Bases 1 to 990 code for a protein of 329 amino acids.